AUGAAGGCAAUCAAGGGCGUACUUUUCACAUGUGACUCUGCGGUGAAGCAGAUCUUACUGACCAUGAACGAGAGAGAGAGCUUCAUCAUCGAGGACUUGGACGAUCACCAUGUGGUAAUAAAGGCGGACGAGGAGUGGAGAGUGAGACGGGAACUCGAGGCUGAGUUGGAGAAAAACACAUACAGCCUGGAGUGA
This is a messenger RNA of Sparassis crispa, 195 nucleotides long. Its product is annotated as RNA polymerase II transcription factor B subunit 5. Gene Ontology annotation, cellular component: transcription factor TFIIH core complex; transcription factor TFIIH holo complex. Lineage: Eukaryota; Fungi; Basidiomycota; Agaricomycetes; Polyporales; Sparassidaceae. The transcript has 4 exons. Gene Ontology annotation, biological process: nucleotide-excision repair; transcription by RNA polymerase II; transcription initiation at RNA polymerase II promoter. The coding region runs from base 1 to 195 and encodes 64 amino acids. The record is from RefSeq and is a predicted model, not a curated record.